Molecule: messenger RNA, 1005 nt
Organism: Guyanagaster necrorhizus
Lineage: Eukaryota; Fungi; Basidiomycota; Agaricomycetes; Agaricales; Physalacriaceae
Exons: 19
Coding region: 65-949 (294 amino acids)
Source: RefSeq, a predicted model, not a curated record
CUUGCGAGCGAUAUGAACUGACUGACUUUCCUGCUUUUCUCCUAUCCUCAACCUUGCAUCCCAAAUGCCAUCCGAAAUCCACACUGCUGUAUCAUCAUUGGGAAUGAAUCUCGGCGCUAUUUACGUUGGUUCAACAGUUGCUGCCAUCCUAUUUGGAAUAACGAAUCUGCAAACGCUCAUAUACUACAAGAAAUACCCAGAUGAUUGGUGGAUAUAUCGAUACUCCGUUGCAAUACUUUGGGUUCUCGACGUUCUUCAUAUUGUUCUGAGUAUGCAUGCAGUAUAUCACUAUCUCGUUGACUUGUUCGGUGACUACCUGGGGCUGUUUCAUAUCAUAUGGAGCUUUAAGCUUCAAUUAUUGAUAUGUCUGAUCAUCUGCAUAUGGGUCGAAGCUUUAUAUGCUGUCAGGAUCUGGAAACUUACCGCUUUGGGUUCUGGAAUUUACUCAGUCUAUGACGCAUACUCCAUAUCCAAUUUCCUGUUAAUACCGACGAUCAAGGGAUCAAUUUGUGUCCUUUUUUCCGUCGCUGUCACUUCUGAUUUUGUAAUUGCCCUCUCAAUGUGUUACUAUCUUCACAAACGCAGGCAGGCUUCAGCGUUCACCAGCACUUCUGAUAUGCUCUUUAGCUUGAUGCGGCUGGUCGUGAUAUCUGGCUUAGCCACGAGUGCAUGCUCAUUAUUCACUCUCAUUACGUAUCUGGUGUGGCAAAACUCCCUUGUUUUUCUCGGUGUCGAUUUAAUCUUAUCGAAAUUAUAUGUCAACUCAUUGCUUGCUAUGUUAAAUUCUCGGCGGGUCCAUGAAGCACAUACAAAUAGUGGAUAUUCUGGACCAAAAGUCGCCAGGAUCACAUAUCGCGACUGUGGUACUAAAGCAAACAAUAGUAUUCCACAGAUGGACAGCAUUGCAUCUUUGGAUCAUGCAAAGGAGGGUGUAGAUUUCCCCGUGUGAGCAUAAAAUUUUAGGCCGUGUGUAUGAAUUAUGUACUUGUAAAUUUGGGAUCCGAG